GCAGCUCCCGUCUCUCGCCGGGGCCCCCUGGCGUAGCGGAUCCCGCUCCGACGCCGCGGCUGGAGGCGGAGGAGGCCGCGGCGGUGCCGCCCGCCCGCCGGAGCCAUGGCACAGCCCGGCCCGAGCCCGCCGACAGACGUUGCUCUUCUACAACGGGUAGCAGAAUUGGAAAAGGUCAACGCAGAAUUUCUGCGCACAAAGCAGCAACUUGAGCAAGAAUUUAAUCAAAAGAGAGCAAAAUUUAAGGAGUUAUAUUUGGCUAAGGAAGAGGACCUAAAAAGACAAAAUGCAGUGCUGCAAGCAGCUCAAGAUGAUCUGGGACAAUUGCGGACCCAGCUGAUGGAAGCUCAUGCCGAAAUGGAGAACAUUAAAGCUAUAGCUACAGUAUCUGAGAAUACAAAGCAGGAAGCUAUCGAUGAGGUGAAGAGACAGUGGCAAGAAGAAGUAGCUUCACUACAAGCUGUUAUGAAAGAGACUGUUCGUGACUAUGAGCUCCAGUAUCAUCACAGGUUGGAGCAAGAGCGAGCUCAGUGGAAUCAAUAUCGAGAAAAUGUGGAACGGGAAAUAGCAGAGUUAAGGCGGCGACUGUCUGAAGGUCAAGAGGAAGAAAACCUAGAAAAUGAAAUGAAAAAGGCCCAGGAAGAUGCUGAGAAGCUGCGUUCAGUUGUGAUGCCUAUGGAGAAAGAGAUUGCAGCAUUGAAGGAAAAAUUGACAGGAGCUGAAGAAAAAAUAAAAGAGUUAGAAGCAUCAAAGGUUAAAGAACUGAACCAUUAUUUGGAAGCUGAGAAGUCAUGUAGGACAGACUUAGAGAUGUAUGUGGCUGUUCUCAACACGCAAAAAUCAGUCCUGCAAGAAGAUGCAGAGAAAUUGCGGAAAGAACUGCACGAAGUCUGCCAUCUCUUAGAGCAAGAGCGACAACAGCACAACCAGUUGAAACACACAUGGCAAAAAGCCAAUGAUCAGUUCUUGGAGUCUCAGCGCUUGCUGAUGAGGGAUAUGCAACGUAUGGAAAUUGUUCUGACCUCUGAGCAGCUCCGACAAGUUGAAGAACUGAAAAAAAAGGAUCAGGAAGAAGAUGAUCAGCAAAGGCUUAGCAAGAGAAAGGAACAGAAGCAAAAAGAUUCAGAUGAUGAAACGAAAGCUUCGUGUUCUCUAGCCCAUGAGGAAACUCUUACCCAGCUAUCUAAUGAAGAGGUGCACGUAAAUAGCACCCAUGGCUCAGUCCAUUCGUUGGAUGCAGACUUGCUUCUUUCUUCUGGCGAAUCUUUCAAUAAAUCGGAUAAUGAUAUGUUUAAAGAUGGACUACGGAGAGCACAGUCAACAGACAGUCUGGGGACAUCUGGAUCUUUACAGUCCAAAGCUUUAGGAUACAACAACAAAGCAAAAUCUGCUGGGAACCUGGAUGAAUCAGAUUUUGGACCACUUGUUGGAGCAGAUUCAGUGUCUGAGAACUUUGAUACAGCUUCCCUUGGGUCUCUGCAAAUGCCAAGUGGGUUCAUGUUAACCAAAGAUCAGGAAAAAGCAAUCAAAGCAAUGACACCAGAGCAAGAAGAGACUGCUUCACUUCUUUCCAGUGUUACACAAGGGGUAGAAAGCGCUUAUGUAUCUCCUAGUGGUUACCGCUUGGUUAGCGAAACAGAGUGGAACCUACUGCAGAAGGAGGUGCAGAAUGCAGGGAACAAGCUGGGUAGACGCUGUGAUAUGUGCUCGAAUUAUGAGAAGCAGUUGCAAGGUAUCCAGAUUCAGGAGGCUGAGACAAGAGACCAGGUGAAAAAGCUGCAGGUGAUGCUGAGGCAGGCUAAUGACCAGCUGGAAAAGACAAUGAAAGAUAAACAGGAAUUGGAGGAUUACAUGAAACAAAGUGCUGAGGACUCCUCUAAUCAGAUCUCUGUGCUUAUGGCUAAGUGUCAAAAGUCGGAGAACUUCCUCAGUGAACUGCAGCAGGCAUUUUCACAAGCAAAGAGAAGUGUCCAGGAGCAAAUGGCUGUCCUGACACAGUCAAGGGAGCAGGUUUCAGAAGAGUUGGUGAGACUACAAAAAGAUAAUGAAAGUCUUCAAGGAAAACAUAGCUUGCAUGUGUCUUUACAGCAAGCUGAAGAUUUCAUUCUACCAGAAGCAGCAGAGGAGCUCCGUGAGCUGAUUUUAAAAUAUCGUGAAGACAUAAUUAGUGUGCGGACAGCAGCAGAUCACCUUGAGGAGAAACUUAAGGCAGAGAUUUUAUUCUUAAAAGAACAGAUUCAAGCUGAACAAUAUUUGAAAGAAAAUAUAGAAGAAACUCUACAGCUGGAAAUAGAGAAUUGCAAAGAGGAAAUAGCUUCCAUUUCCAGUUUAAAAGCUGAACUGGAAAGAAUAAAAGUGGAAAAGGAACAGUUGGAAAGUUCUUCGCAGGAAAACCUACAGCAGCUGGAGAGUCUGCAGGAAGCAAAAAGCACUCUAGAAGAGCAGUUGAAGAAGGAGACAGCAGCAAAGGCAAACCUUGAACAGCUGGUAUUUGAAGAGAAGAAUAAAGCUCAGCGGUUACAGACUGAAUUAGAUGUCAGUGAGCAAGUGCAGAGAGAUUUUGUAAAGCUUUCUCAGACACUUCAGGUGCAGCUGGAGCGGAUCCGGCAGGCAGAUUCCCUGGAGAGAAUCCGUGCAAUCCUGAAUGACACAAAACUGACGGACAUUAAUCAGCUUCCUGAAACAUGACACCCUGAUGAGCGGGCUCCAAGGCUGCAUUUGGGGUUUUUAACUCAUCUUUAUAGCAACAUUAAUUAUUAUUUAACUCUAACUGAAAGCGCAGAAGACAACAGAGGGGAGUAAUGACUAAGUUUUGUUUCUAGAGGGGAAAAAGGUUUCGUACUGGGCAGGAAGAGAGCACAAGGGUGACUUGCAGUGUAGGAAGAACUUUCCAAUGGAAACACUAACGAGUGCGGUGUUUCGUGUUCCGCUGAGUGGGAUCAGUCCUUACAUUCUGAAAAACUUCCCCUCUUUCAGCCGACUUUGUAACCUAAUAUAGAGUUUUGGAACAUUUACCCCAUGUCUUUCCCUCUUUCCUUCCCCUUCCCCCCCACCCCCAUGAUCAAAGUAGCUGCUGGAAACCGUAUUGUCCCUCCAAAACAUUGAAGAGCAAAGUGGUUGAAGUUUUUCUGUUUGAAUAGUCAGUAACAGUAUUCAGCUAGCAGAGAGAAUGAGGUGUAGAGUAUGCUGUAUGAAUAUUUUAUAUUAAAAUAUGACUUUAUUAGCAGGA
Molecule: messenger RNA, 3229 nt
Organism: Phalacrocorax carbo (great cormorant)
Lineage: Eukaryota; Metazoa; Chordata; Aves; Suliformes; Phalacrocoracidae
Source: RefSeq, a predicted model, not a curated record